This is a messenger RNA of Megalobrama amblycephala (Wuchang bream), 1716 nucleotides long. RefSeq lists its product as uncharacterized. Gene Ontology annotation, molecular function: ATP hydrolysis activity; GTP binding. The record is from RefSeq and is a predicted model, not a curated record. The coding region runs from base 1 to 1587 and encodes 528 amino acids. The transcript has 2 exons. Lineage: Eukaryota; Metazoa; Chordata; Actinopteri; Cypriniformes; Xenocyprididae.
AUGAAGGAAGAGGAAGACUGGAGAUCUCAAACUGUGUCAAAGAACCAGAAUACAGUUACUCUGACUGAUCUCAGACCAGAUACUGAAUGGAAAUCCUGCUUGAUACGUCUGCAAACAAGUUCAGACAAUUUGAAUCAAUCUGAGUUAUGUAGAAAAAUGACAUCUGGAGAGAGAGAGACAAACAAACCCCAUAAAAUCAUUCUGAUGGUGGGAGAAACAGGAACAGGAAAAACAACCCUGAUCAAUGUGAUGAUCAACUACAUGUUGGGUGUUCAGAGAGAAGACAAGGUUUGGUUUGAGAUCACAGAUGAUCAGAAAAAACAGUCUACAGGUCACAGUCAGACCUCCAUCAUCACUGUUUAUGAGUUUUAUCUACAAGAAAGUCCAAUCCAUUUAACAAUCAUCGACACUCCAGGAUAUGGAGACACUCAGAGUAUUGAAGUGGAUAAAGAGAUCGCUGAGAGUUUGUUCAGUUUAAGUGAAUCUGCAGAAGGGAUUCAUAGAAUAGAUACAGUUUGUCUGGUGAUUAAUGCAAUCCAUAACCGACUCUCUGACAGACUCAUAUACAUAUUUGAUUCUGUUCAGUCUUUAUUUGGAAGAGAUAUUGCUGAAAACAUUGUCCUGCUCUUCACACACUCAUCUGGAGCUAUCCCUAAAAAUGCCCUGAUGGCUGUUGAAAAGAAUAAAAUCAAGUGUGCAGUGAAUGAUGAGAAUCAGCCAGUGUUUUUCCUGUUUGACAACUGUCAGUCAGACACUGAUGAUGAAGAAUAUCAGAUGAUCCAAGAGCAUUCAUGGAAUCUCAGUUUUAGAGGAAUGGCAGGAUUGUUCAGUUUUUUUAACAACAUAAAACCAAAAACCCUUAAGAUGACUCAAGAUGUGUUACAGAAUCGGAAGAAGUUGGAAGCAAAUAUCUCUAAUUUACAAUCACAUGUUCAAAAGAUGGAACUAAAACGAAAUGAGUUUAAAAAAUCUCAAGGUGCUCUGGAGAAGAACAAGCAAUAUGUCAAGAACAAUAAGAACUUUGAGUAUGAAGUUGAAGUGUCCUACAAAGAGAAGGUUGAUAUUGAUCCUUCUGUAGCCAGUGUGGCGAUGUGCUGCACCGUCUGUAAGGAGAACUGUCAUUAUCCAGGAUGCUGGUGGGUCAGUGGUCUCUCGUGGUGCAGCAUGAUGAGAAAUAAUCACUGUACAAUGUGCACAAAUAAAUGCCACUACAGCAAACAUGUCAAAGGAACAAAUAUAUAUGUAAAAAAGACAAAGAAGGAGAAGAGGACAAAUGAAGAAUUAAAGAAGAAAUAUAAUGAUCAGAUUAGGAACGAUGAGUCUUUGGACAAGAAGCUGGAAGAAGAUCUGCAAAAAUUAGAGAAAGAGAAAAUGAAGCUGGUGUAUGAAGCUUUUCACUGUGUGGAAACUCUCCAGAUGAUCGCUCUCAACACUGAUUCUCUGUUCACACUUCUGCACAUUGAUUUCCUGAUUGAGAAGCUGAAGGAAAUAUAUGAGCCUGAAAAGGUGAAAACACUGGAAGACAUGAAGAAGAGAGCAGGAGAAGAAAAACACAGAGUUCUGGGAUUCAUAAAAAGAAUUCAGUAAUUUUAGAAGUGACUUAAAAUUGUGGUCACACAUUAAGUUUUGCUUGUGAAAAGCAUGUCUGUGCUGGUUCUGAACCUUAAUGAGCAGCUUGCUCGCUAUUGGCGGGUAUAACACGAUGACGAUAGAGAA